Molecule: messenger RNA, 1464 nt
Organism: Acanthosepion pharaonis
Lineage: Eukaryota; Metazoa; Mollusca; Cephalopoda; Sepiida; Sepiidae
Source: the annotation of a GenBank genome assembly
AUGCACUUCAUUACUCACAUCUGGGAAGCAGCAACAGCAAUACGUCUUCCCCGCUGCCCUUCCUUUUCUUCAUCAUCAACAGCAAUAUAUCUAUUGUCCUUAUCAUUAUUGUUACUCUCAGACUCCCUCCUAUUCUUUUCUGUUUACUUCUUUUUAAUCCUUCCAUUUUCAUCAUCCUUCCUUCUCUUUUGUCUCUGCUCUCCUUCAAGCCUUCCAUUUUCUUUAUUAUAUCCUUUAUACUUCCUUUCAUAUUUUUUCUUCUUUCUACAUUCCCCCAUUUCUCUAUCUUUUUUUUCCUUAUUUCUCUUCUCUUUUCUAUAUUUUUCUUAUUUCCUUUUCAUCUUCAUUUCUUUCUGUUUCUUCCCCUUUUUCUCUCUAGUUACUUCUAUUCCCCCCCCUUUAUUAUCAUUCAGCCUUCUCUUAUUUAUCUUUCUCUCUUUUCUUCUCUUUAUUUAUUUAUUCUCUCUGCAUUAUCUUUUACCUCCUUCCUACUUUUCAUCUCUGUUUUUAUUUUGCUAUCAUUUCUUUUGCUCAUUUUCUUUCUUCUUUUUUUAUACAUUUCUUUUUUCCUUUUCCUGCUUGUACCUUUCACUUCCCUUCUUUAAUUUUUCCUUUUUCCUUUUCUCUUCAUAUUUGCACCCAAUUUCUAUUAUUUUUACUUUCUUACUUAUUUAUUUUUGCUUUGAUUCCCUCUCAUUUUAUUCUCCUUAUUUCUCAGUCUAUCUUCAUCUCUUCUUAUUCUCUCUUUUUUCAUUUCUUCUAAUGCUUUUGUCUUUCAUUUUCUUUCCCCAUAUUUAUUUUAAUUUUAUUUUUCAGUUCAGUUCUUUCCACUCUUUCAGUUCAAUCUGUUAUUUUAUCCCCAGCUUCAAUGACUCUUUCUUCAUUUCAGUUUUCUCUUCUAUUUCUUUCCCUUUUGUUCCAUUUUUCUCUUCUGAUUUUUUUUCCCUUUCUCACCUCUUUUCUCCUCAUUUAUUCAUUUUUUUCUGUCUUUAUAUUUUUCUCUUCAAUAUUCUUUUCUCUUUUUUUCCCUAUUAUUUCUUUUUACUUUAUUUGCCCAUAUCUUUCUUUCUUUUUACAUUUAUUUUACAAUUUUUGUCACUUCUCACCAUUAUUCUUUUGUCUAUUCUUUUUUAUAACUUACUUUCUCUUCCACAAUUCUCUUUUAUCUUUCUUUUUCUUCUUUUUCUUACCUCUUCUAUUUUCUUUACUUCCCCUUUUUUCUCUUCUCCCACUUUCUUCCAAACCAUGCUAUUCCUUUUUACUGUUCUUUUCUUCUCCUGCUCUUCAUCUUUUUCCUUCAAGCUACACAUAUACACACACAUAUCUUCCAAAUACCUUCAUACAAUGACCAGCAUCCUCCCACUUACACCUUUCGCAGCAUUUCAUAGCAGUUGGUCGUCUGAUGUAGCAGCAACAGCAGCAACCCACAUUUACCCAGUACAUUCAAGAUUUUCCACAAGAUAA